This is a messenger RNA of Asterias rubens (European starfish), 3538 nucleotides long. RefSeq names its product AMP deaminase 2-like. Lineage: Eukaryota; Metazoa; Echinodermata; Asteroidea; Forcipulatida; Asteriidae. The record is from RefSeq and is a predicted model, not a curated record. Gene Ontology annotation, biological process: AMP metabolic process; IMP salvage. Bases 382 to 2871 code for a protein of 829 amino acids. The transcript is spliced from 18 exons. Gene Ontology annotation, molecular function: AMP deaminase activity. Gene Ontology annotation, cellular component: cytosol.
UUUGAAGCUGUAUCCAGAGACACUUUUUCGUGAACUUAAAACAGAAGUUAAAACAGCAGUUUUAAGACAAUCCUCCUUAUAUGUAAAGUAAAUUUGCUUUGACAUGAUCAAAUGCACUCUAAACUAGCUAAAACAAACGUGUUUUGGAUGUGUAGAUGGUAUUUUGGUGUACUGUUCACGUUGACGGUGUAUGACGGUAACUUGUACUUGUACUUGUAUUGACUGAAUUUGGCACCAAGUGCAAGAAAGAGGUUAAAUCCAAACUCGCCUGUUUACGGAGUGGAAAAGUGAAAGAUAACCAGCUUUAAUCCGAUUAUUAUUUUGUUGAGGACAUCCCCAAUAAAACAGAGCACAGUCUGUUAGGAAAGAGAGAUUCAAGCAAUGUCAUCUGAUGCUAUUGAUAUUAAACCCAAAAUGGCAAGCUGUGCAGUAAGAGAUUUUGAACCUUUACGUCUGGAUGAGAAAACAAUGAACGGUGGUAAAGAUCAAAGCCCAACUCAAAAGGCACCCUUCUCGCCAACCCGCUCCGUCAAACCGUUUCCUAAACACACACCGAGCAAAAUGGACAAGACCUACGAGGAGCUCGCCAAGACGGUCUUCCGCAACAGCCGUUAUGAUGAGUCCCGCUGCCCCAACUAUGAGUUCCCAGACGAGAUCCCCAUUGAGAACAUGCAAGAGAAGAAAACGGCAGUCGACAAACAAAUUAGUUACGCCAGUGCAAAAGCGCAUCAACACGGCGAUAAAAUUCCAAAUUCCCGUCAUCAUCCCGACAGCCAUUUGAGAGCCAGCGAAAUCACAGAAGCUAGAUCUAGGACCAUAGAGACUUCGAUGGCAGUAUCAGACGAUGAAGACUCUUUACUUGACGAAAGUGCUGAGGGAAGAGGUGCCAGUGAAACCACCACCCAGCUAGGACUAGACUUCCAGCGUGUGUCUAUCAGCGGAGAUGAUACAAGUGGGGUGCCACCCCAGGACCUCUAUGACGCUUCAAGAUCUCUCAUAGACGCCCUCAAUGUUCGCGAGAAAUACAUGAAGCUGGCGUUGCAGUCGUUUCCACGAACAGCUGCGUCAUUCCUGCGCAAGAUUGAUGGGAAGCCAAUGGACGAUAGUCAUAUGUCAAGUCCAGUAUUCGAUGCAGAAAACCAUCCCAUCCACCCACCAACCAUGGUCGGUGACCCCUUCGCGUGUGACAUGCCAGAACCCAUCCAGUGUGAGUUUAAGAUGACGAAGGGCCUCAUCCACGUCUACGAGACCAAAGAGGACGCCGAGAACGACAAGCCGGUAGAUUUGCCGUAUGUUGACAAGUCGACAUUCCUAGCUGAUUCUAACAAGCUGAUGGCACUCAUCGCAAACGGUCCGAUCAAAUCUUUUUCAUAUCGGAGGCUGUCCUACUUGUCUUCACGAUUUCAUCUUCACAGUCUUCUAAACGAGAUGAAAGAAUUAGCCGCACAGAAGUCCGUUCCACACCGGGACUUCUACAAUAUUAGGAAGGUGGACACUCACGUGCACGCUUCGUCAGGAAUGAACCAAAAACAUCUACUUCGCUUCAUCAAGAAGAGAAUGAAGACCGAUGCCGAUAGAGAAGUGUGCAAGAAUAGAGAUGGCACCAGACUGACACUGAAACAGGUGUUUGACAGCCUUAAUCUAACGGCAUACGACAUCAAUGUGGACACCCUGGAUGUACAUGCAGAUCGCAAUACUUUCCAUCGCUUCGACAAGUUCAACUCCAAGUACAACCCCAUCGGUGAAAGUAAACUGAGAGAAAUCUUCAUCAAGACUGAUAACUACAUUGGUGGUGAAUACUUUGCUCAACUUAUAAACGAGAUGGGUGCAGACUUGGAAGAGAGCAAGUACCAGAAUGCAGAGUACCGGUUAUCCAUAUAUGGACGUAGCAGAACGGAAUGGGACAAGCUUUCUAAGUGGGCCGUUGAUCACACGGUGUACUCGGACAAUAUUAGAUGGCUGAUCCAGGUGCCGAGACUAUACGAUGUGUAUCGAUCAAACAAAAUGGUGGACAACUUUGCCGAGAUCAUCGAUAACAUCUUCAUGCCGCUAUUUGAAGCGACUAGAGAUCCAAGCUCACAUCCAGAAAUGCAUAAGUUCCUUCGCUAUGUGACUGGCUUUGACAGUGUGGAUGAUGAAUCCAAACCAGAAGAUCUUAUCUUCACUAGCGAAAGCCCCGACCCAGAGCAGUGGAACUGCGCUGAGAACCCACCAUAUUCCUACUACCUCUAUUACAUGUACGCCAACCUGGUGGUGCUCAACAACUUCCGAAGAGAGCGAGGUUUCAACACCUUUGUUUUGAGACCUCAUUGUGGGGAGGCUGGACCAGUUCAUCACCUCGUCACUGCUUUCAUGCUGGCAGAGAAUAUCUCUCAUGGCUUGCUGCUCAGGAAGACUCCAGUGCUGCAAUACCUCUAUUACUUGUGUCAGAUCGGUAUUGCAAUGUCACCACUCUCCAAUAAUUCCCUCUUCCUGAACUACCAUCGGAACCCUCUGCCGGAGUUUCAUGCUCGUGGGCUGUGCGUGUCGCUCUCCACUGACGACCCACUACAGUUCCACUUCACCAAGGAACCGCUGAUGGAAGAGUACAGCAUUGCUGCUCAAGUCUGGAAGCUGACUACAUGUGAUAUGAGUGAGCUAGCCAGAAACAGUGUCAUCAUGAGUGGAUUCCCUGAUGAGUUUAAGGACCACUGGCUAGCACCCAACUGGCGAAAAGAAGGAACACAAGGCAAUGACAUCACACGCACAAACAUCCCCGACAUCCGAAGUGCCUUCCGAUUCGAGACGCUGACCGAGGAACUUACGACAAUCUACCAAUCAAUCAAGAGCAUGGCGCAUCGAAAGAGCGUAGUCACUGCUCCAAAGUUCUAGGAUUGCGAAUUGAGGUCAAGGGUGAGACGCUGUAGACCAUGCGCUUUUUAUGGCCAUCUAAAGCGCCCUCUUGUGAAAUCUUAGCGCAAUUUUAUAGAGUGUAGUCACUCUUCUAAAGUUCUAGGUUUGCGAAUUGAGGUUAAGGGUGAAACGCUGUAGCCAAUGCACACUUUAUUUCCAUCUAAAGCGCCCUCUUGUGAAAUCUGAGCAAAGCGCCCUCUUGUGAAAUCUUAGCGCAAUUGUGUACAGCGUAUAGUUACUCUUCCAAAGUUCUAGGUUUCUGAACUAAGGUCAAGGGUGAGACGCUGUAUAGACCAUACGCACUUUGUCGCCAUCUAAAGCGCCCUCUUGUGAAAUCUUAAGUUUGUAUAACAUUUUCAUUUUCACAUGAACGCCUGUGUCAGUUAUGUGCCUUUAAUUGCAGUUUUCAAAGCCUUGCAGAAAGAUGCUGCUAGGGUUGAAACGUCAGGCCAUUUACGGUCUUUAGCAUAAAAUAAUUGUGUAACAAGCUUGAUACUAACCCCUUAACUCCAAGGGUGAUUUAUUAACAAAAGUUGAGCGGGUUUUAGUGAGUGACUAGACUCGACUAGACUUGAAGGCACUGGACACUGUUGGUAACUAUGGCUUAAAAUAAUUGUCAGCAUAAAAACUUACUUGGUAGCGAGCA